Molecule: messenger RNA, 1644 nt
Organism: Labrus bergylta (ballan wrasse)
Lineage: Eukaryota; Metazoa; Chordata; Actinopteri; Labriformes; Labridae
Gene: dscc1
Product: DNA replication and sister chromatid cohesion 1
Biological process (GO): maintenance of mitotic sister chromatid cohesion; mitotic sister chromatid cohesion
Cellular component (GO): chromosome, centromeric region; chromatin; Ctf18 RFC-like complex
Source: RefSeq, a predicted model, not a curated record
UUGACGUCGCAUCUUAGUUACCACACUUCCGUCCUGCGAAGAACGCGGGGAAAUUUGACAGCCAUUGGAAAUUGCAGCAAAGGAACUAUUAUCUUUAUUUUUGUUUUUGCUGUUUAGAAGAGCAAGCUUUGUAGCAGCUUGUUUGUGGAGUGAAGAGGAAGGUUAUUCAUCAAAACAUUGAAACUCAGAAUGAGAAGUCUGGAGGAGGUUCAGGCCACUCUGCAGAUCGCCAAGCUGAAAGAAGAGGAUCUACAGAAAACUAUUCAGUGUUUGUCUUUUGGAGAAAAUGUCUCAUCUGCAGACUACUGUCUGAUGGAGCUGGACGAUAACCUGUGCAAACACAUAGAAGCUGGCCAAAGUCUUGUGAUUCGAGGGGACAAGGAGGAGCGUGCGGUUCUCUGUAGUGGUGACAAGACCUACGUAAAAAUAGCCGACACAUCCAACCUGCUGCUGAUGGUACCGGGCUGCAGAUCACCAGACGAGCUGACCGACAGUCAGGAAAGCUCUCAUGUGGUGCACAGACAGAUAUGGGGAUUUUGUAACAGCUACUGGGAACUGCGUAAACAACGUCCUAAGCUUAAGAAACUGAAGAAGCUUUUGAUGGAGAAUCCUUAUGAGGGACCUGCUGUAGGGGGGCAGGAGGAGAAUACAGAAAACAGGUUAACCAUGCAGGAUCUGUUGGAGAGGAUCCAGGCCAGUGAGGAAGAGAUAAAGACCAACUUAGAGAUAAUCAAUGCCUGCCAGAUAGAUGGUUACUGGCGUAUGCUUGACUUUGACUACGAGAUGAAGCUGCUGGGUCACAUGACUCAGCUGGUGGAUUCUGAGUCCUGGUCCUUCAACAAGUCUCUAGAAGACAGUCUAGAAGAGUUAAGCCCACUGGAGCCAAAAGAGAUGAUCGAGCACUGUUUGAACUGCUACGGGAAACGUUACACUGAAAACGACAAAGUUUUUUACACACUACAUGAGGAUAAAGUAUGUCGGGCCACUGCACUGCUGUUGCUGCAGAACGCCGUCAAGUUCAACCUGAGGGAGUUUCAGGAAGUCUGGCAGCAGAGCGUCCCGGACGGCAUGAGCACGAGACUGGAGCAGCUGAAGAGCGUUGCCUUGGUGGACCGUGUCUCGCAUCCAGAGACCAUCUGCCUGCUGCGGGUAGAUGAUCUCCCAGAGGACACGCUGGAUCGCUUCAACCAUCUCUUUACACUGAGAGAAAAAUGGACAGAGGAGGAUAUCACCCCAUACAUACAAGACCUGUGUGGUGAGAAACAAACAACCGGAGCCCUCCUGACCAAACAUGCUCGAUCUUCAAUGCAAAACGGUGUAAAGGUGUUCAACUCCAGGCGGCCUGUGGCUACAUGAACAUACUGUUAAGUCAUGUGAAGAUUAAGGUGGUUAUGUUCAUUCCCAGAGCAACUUAGGCAAACAUUAGAACUAUUUAACCUCUUAAUGUUCUUAAAAACACCUGAUUCAAUGUAUAUUGUUGCACUUCCACUCACUAGCUUGUUGAGUAUUUGACAAUAAUUACUGAUUUAAAUUCAAAUAUGAAAAAAAAGUCAUCACUAUAAACCUGUCCUGAUCUUUGCUAUUAUUGGUUUAAUUCUGUCUGUUAAAGAAUGCUUCAACAUAAAAUAUGUUUUUGUAAUAUUG